AUGUUUGCGACCAUAAAGCUCGACCACAGUGUGCCCACGACAACAACGCGCCGCCGCCAUACAAAAUCAAAGAAGAAACGAUCGUCGUCGCACGUGGUGAAUGGCGAAGCGCUGGCACUCAUGCGGACACAGUUGCACCACAUUGGCUGCAAACUGCUGGAGGUCGAAGCCGAUGGCAAUUGUCUCUUUCGCGCGCUCGCUGAUCAAUUGUUUGGCGACCAGACCCAACAUCAAAAAGCUCGUGAAAAAAUCGUCGACUAUCUGGAACAACAUCGCGCCGACUUUGAACCGUUCAUGGAAGACGGUGAGACUUUUGAAAAGUACUGCGGGCGGAUGCGAAAGGAUGGCACGUGGGGUGGCAAUCAAGAACUAUACGCUGCUGCUCGACUUUUCCAGGUGUACGUGGUCGUCCAUCAAGACCAACCAAGUGCCCGGAUCAUGGUCAUCGAGUGCGAUCGCCUUAGGCCUACGCGAUUUGUUCACGUCGCUUUCCAUGGUGAAGACCACUACGACAGCGUGCGAAGUAUAACGGACCCUGUCGACCUUGUCGGCGUGCCACGACCGAUUCAGUUGGAUUGUGAUGGCUUCCGUGCAGACGAUUUUGCAAAGCGAUGGCAGACACACGCGAGCUCUGCUGCUGCUGCAGCUGAUGAUUCAUCGCAUCAGUGCGUUGUUCCGGAGCUACCUGCCGUUCCAGUAGACGGUGAAGUCGAUCGACUAGCCAGUGCUCUCAGUGACCAGCUACAAGUAGCAGCCGGAACGGACCGUAAGGCAAGUAGUAAGACGAUGAACAAGAAAGAGCAGCGACAAGCCCGCAAAGCCGCUAAGAUGCAAAAGAAGCUGCAACCGAAAGAUACGUGA
Messenger RNA from Hyaloperonospora brassicae, 861 nucleotides. The record is from the annotation of a GenBank genome assembly. NCBI's taxonomy places the organism in Eukaryota, Oomycota, Peronosporomycetes, Peronosporales, Peronosporaceae.